Molecule: messenger RNA, 2862 nt
Organism: Drosophila navojoa
Lineage: Eukaryota; Metazoa; Arthropoda; Insecta; Diptera; Drosophilidae
Product: GPI ethanolamine phosphate transferase 1
Biological process (GO): GPI anchor biosynthetic process
Cellular component (GO): endoplasmic reticulum membrane
Molecular function (GO): mannose-ethanolamine phosphotransferase activity
Source: RefSeq, a predicted model, not a curated record
ACUAAAACUCUCAAUCAUUAAUAGGUCAUAGUAGAAACAGUAGUGUUUCUUAUUUUUAUUGUUACUUUUGGAAAAUGUGGAAAUAUUUGGCUCUGUUGGUGCAUAUAUUGCUGCUCGGAUAUAUUUCGUUGAUCUAUUUCCAAAGCUCGGUUAUCAAUGGCAUGGAACCACAGAGUGGACAUCGUUCCUUAGGCUUGCAACCGCCAGCAGAUCGUCUGGUUGUAUUUCUCAUCGAUGGCUUGCGUGCUGAAUCAUUGUACAGGAACAAAUGGAACGUCCUACCCAAUUUGAAACAUCUAUUUAUGGACCAUGGCCUCAUUGGUAUAUCGCAUGGAAGUGCUCCAACCGAAAGUCGUCCCGGGCACAUAUCCAUAUUUGGUGGCUUUCAGGAGGACGCUGCAGCAGCCUUGCGCAACUUUAAAAGAAAUCCUUCCGUUUUUGAUACGAUAUUUAAUCGCACGAUGGGCGGCUCGUGGGCCUGGGGCUCCAAGUCUGUGUUGAAAUUUUUAAAACAUUUGCCAAACCAUGAAAUGUAUUUGGAUAUGCAUACCGAAUCGGAGCUCACGGGAAACAAGUUUACACAUAAGUUGUUGUACAAUAAAGUACGUAAGUUUUUGGCUGGAUCAUUUGAUAAUGCGACCCUGCCGUCGGUGUUUCUCGUGGAUUUUGAUAGUCUCGUUGGAAAUGGGGCUGUACUCAAGCCGAACAGCGAUGAGUUUUUCAAGGCUCUCAACAGUACUGAGACUGUCAUUAAUCAGCUAUAUAAUUUGUUUGAAAAAUAUUUCGGGGAUCAGCGAACGGUGUAUCUUCUGACAUCCGAUCAUGGAAUGACCGAUAUGGGUGAUCACGGCGAAGACAGUUUAUUUGAGAUUGAGAUGCCAUUCAUAUUUUGGGGCGCAGGUAUCGAGCGACUGGAGUCUCCCUUUAAAGAUAUCUACGCGGCGAAAACGAAUGGAACUCCAAUGCAAUUCCAAGAGCUUAAGCAGGAACAGCUCGCACCUUUGAUGUCCGCUUUGAUUGGACUGCCACCGCCACUGAAUAAUCGGGCCUCGCUGGUCAUGGGCAUGAUGAAUGUCAGCCGAACAUAUGAGGCUCACUCAAUGUAUCUGAAUGCACGCCAGAUAUUGGCUCAAGUUGAAAAAGUAUUCGAUAAGCAAGAGCGCAGCUACAUCUGGAAAUGGAUGCCCCAAUUUGAGCGCCUGAAUAGACACCGCAUAGCGCACUUUCAUGAGAAGAUCCUCACCCAGAUACAGAGCGGCUGUCUCAAUGAGGCAAUACUGUGUAGCCAGAGGAUAAUACAUUCGGCAUUGGAAUGCCUAGAGUACUACAAACUAUACUAUCGCAUACCACUGGUGGUGGCCUGCAUGCUAACCUAUCUGGGCUGGUUCUACUAUCUUUUGGCGAAGCAGGGACGUGCCGAGCAUGCGCCCACACGGGGCUGGUUCACUAUUGCAAAUCUGAUCCUCUUGCUGAUUGAGCUGCUCGUGGCUCUGACGUGCUUUUUGCAUAGCAUCCCAUGCAGUACCAGUUUCUAUCUACUAGUGCCAGUGCCCAUGUGGGCAUUGGCUCUGCGGGAGCAGGGCUUGCAGUACAGCUGCAUGCGUGCUCCGCUCAUUCAGCUGGCCUGGAUCGGCGCUGCCGUAGUACUUUUCAUUGCAACAUACUUCUUCAAGCCGCUCAUCGCUUUGGGCUAUCUGAUCGUGGUUUGUGCAAACAAUGGACACGCCUUUACUCGAGCUCCUAGGCUACGAUUUUGGCUGUGGGUCGCGGUGGUUGCCCUGUUGACCGGAUUCACUGUGAAGCGCCCCGAUUUUGGAUGCAACACAAUAGUAUUGGUAUUCCUGAGCAUGCUCGUGACCAUACUGCGUCCACUGCUGAUGAACGAGCGACAUGCCUGCAGAGUCUGGCUGAGCAAUGGCACUGCCUUGCUCUUGGGCGUCUAUUUACUCUAUGAGCGCCUUUCCAAGAUUGAGAUCAACUGUGUGCUGCAGGGCGCCGCCUGGUUCUAUGUAUUUUACGCAUUCAUCUCUAUACCCUACAGCAAUACGAAGACACCGCGUCGUCGUGUUCAGCUGAUACUCUUCAACUUGAGCACUGUAUACACAUUGUUAAGCGUUAGCUAUGAGUCGAUAUUUAUGCAAUUGCUCUGCACCGAGUUUCUGCUGGGCAUGCAGGUGGACACGGAAAAAAAGAAUUUGACAGAUUCAGAAGACAGCGAGGGCGUUGAGGACGAGGUGCAACCCAACAAAUCCCUAUCCUCGGAGGAACACGUCAACAAAAUCUAUCGCUAUGCUGUGCUCAUACUUGUCUACGCCUAUUUCUCGAUGAUUGGCACCGGAAAUCUGCUCAACAUCAGUGCAUUUGAUACGAGCUUUGCCCACAUCUUUGUUUCGGACUGCUCGACGGUUUUAAUUUUGUUGCUCUACACGCUGAAGGUGAUGAUACCUCUAAUUAUUAUCAUAAGCAGCUUGUACGCCUUCCGCGCCUAUGCCCGCUACAAUUUGCGCGGCAUUUUUAUCUGCUUGUUCCUGAUCUGUGAUGUAUUGUGUCUGUACUUUUUCUUCUUUGUGCGCAACAGUGGUUCCUGGCGCAAUGUGCGCGAAUCAGUGUCCCAGCAGCUGAUCGCCCAUGGAGUACCCAUGCUAUUGGCCGCAUUCUCGUUUAUACCAAAUCUACUCCUGAGCGCCGUACCGCUGACGAUGCUGCCCAUGCUGAACUGGAAGAAGGACGUAAAGAUGACACAACUGGGUCAAAGUCAGGUUUAAAAAUCUGUCUCAGUUCCAUUUUGAAUGUUCCGAAAAUUUAAGUGUUUAUGAAUUGAAUAAAGGUUCAAUUGGAUUAUCAUACUUUUCCAUUUGAAAC